This is a messenger RNA of Penicillium longicatenatum, 5163 nucleotides long. RefSeq lists its product as uncharacterized. The coding region runs from base 1 to 5163 and encodes 1720 amino acids. The transcript has 4 exons. The record is from RefSeq and is a predicted model, not a curated record. Gene Ontology annotation, molecular function: protein binding. Gene Ontology annotation, cellular component: nucleus; cytoplasm. Lineage: Eukaryota; Fungi; Ascomycota; Eurotiomycetes; Eurotiales; Aspergillaceae.
AUGGAUCCAGUCAGCUUUGCCGUCGGUAUCAUCGGUCUGGCGGGGUUGUUCAGCACCUGCCUAGAGGUUGUGGAAAAGUUCGACUCAUUCAAGGAAUUCGGUAUCGAGUCUCGGUCUAUAAGCGCGCAAUUCGAAGCGCAAAGGUUACGCUUGCAAAAAUGGGGUCAGGCUGUGGGCCUGCAAGGGGACACCCUGAUGGAGAAGCAUAGCAAGCUGCUGGAUGAUCCACGGACCUACUCAAUAGUUGAGAAAUUAUUGUCUGCAAUCCAAGGGGUUUGCACUUAUGCGGAUGACCUUGCUUUAGGGCCUGUCUCCCCCAUCGAACAACGUCAGUCUUUCCGGGAUCAACUGUGGCCGAGACAAGGUCGUCCGGCUGCCCCACACGAGUCGAAGCGGGAGAAGAUUAGCUGGGCAUUAAGAAAAAAAGCCAAGAAGAUGGCGCAAGUGGGCCAAUUCUGUUCUCUUGUGGAUAAUCUUCAUAAUUUGGUUCCUGUCUCUGGAGGGCGAGUUAAUGAUGGGUCUUCGCAACCUGUAGAGUCUGGUCAAGGCGAAGAUAUGUAUAAGCCCAGCGGUAACGCCAUGGAUCAAGGUGGAUGGAUCACAGAGUUUGGGCAGAUUCUGAGUGGCAUAGAGAAUGAGAUUGAAGACGAAAUCAAACGUGAUCUUCACCCGUGGUUACUCGGCCCCAAUUCUCAAAAUGAAUUGUUUGAGAUAUCAGCAGGAAAGAGGAUCCAAGGCACUUGCGAAUGGGCCCUGAGUCGGGAUUGGUUCCAGGAUUGGUCUUCCUCGCACUUUCCCGAACGCGCAAAAGUGCUUUGGAUCAACGGCCCUGCUGGCUUUGGAAAGUCAAUCUUAUGUGCAAGAAUCGUGGAGCACAUGACCUCGACAUCGAAGGCCCCAGUCGGUCAUUUCUUCUUUUCAUCGGACUUCGAAAGCAGACGGGACCCAUUUAUCGCCAUUCGUUCCUGGAUCUCGCAAACAAUGUCUAACGCUAUUGCAUUUGGCUUGAUACGUCAGAGGGCGUCCGCAAAUCAAGGCCAGAAGUCUACCCGUGGGGACAUAGUCCGACUAUUGCGAGACAUUGUGGAAAGUAUCCCUCAAUGUACAUUCAUCAUAGAUGGGCUAGAUGAAUGCGGCUGGGCUGGCGAUGGGCUGAAGAAUGACGAAGGCGAUUCUGUCUUCAAUUUCUUGGAGACCCUCAAAAAUGCGGUAGGAGGCACACAAACGCGGAUUCUUAUCGUGAGUCGUGAUGAACCAGAGAUCCGGAACUCUCUUUCCAACGACGAUCACGAUGAUGUUCUUAUCUACCGCCACAAGAUCAGGCCCGACGAUGUCCGUUCUGACACCGAAAUAUAUUCACGCAGCAUUGUCAACAAAAAGCUGUCAAAUCGUACAGAGGCUACCAAAGAAGAUAUCGCGAUGAAACUAUCUGAUCGCUGCAAUGGACAGUUCCUGUGGGUAAAAAUGCAAGAGGAUUGUCUACGCAGUGGCAAGAACAGGACAAUUUCGCUCUUGCGCUGGACAGCUUUUGCUUUGAGGCCAUUGACGGUGAACGAAAUCACCGCAGCACUGUUGAUAAGUGAUGACUGCGAAGAAGUGCGGGUAGACGAGCUUCCGGACAACGUCGAUGAUGAUUAUAUCAACACGGAGAUCCUAGAUCUCUGUGGUUCUCUGGUAGAAAUCCGAAUUUCCCAGGCAGAGACUCAGGCCGGGCUGAGAACAGUUCACUUGGCGCAUUUCUCGGUCAAGCAAUACCUUCUCUCCAACAUUCCGUCUCAAGGAAGAAUUGUACAAAUAAAUUCGGCUUUGAAAGUUUCCGGAGAAGCAAUGCAAAGCACACUGCUUGCCAACAUGUGUCUCUGUUAUGUGCAAUGCGAGGACGUUUGGACUGAGUGCCCGGAUGAGGAGGGAGGCAAAAAUGUGCUGACUGCUUUUCGAAACUAUGCUGCUGGCUCAUGGCAGCAGCACGCUUCUCUCGGAAAUAUGAAAGAUGAGCGAUUUAUCAGACUUGUGAACCAGCUCUUCAGUACAGAAAACCCCAGUUGGGGUUCAUGGAAAAACUGGUUUGAUUUGAAUGAUAAAGAUGGUGGCAAAGGAGAGGCUUCCAAUACAAAGUCUGAAGAGACCAGUGAAAGCUCAGACAACGAAGAGGCAUCUCCGCCAAGCACGCCAGAUGGUGAUCGUUUGAAUUCCCAGAACACGUCAGACUGUCCGUUAUACUACGCAGCGUGGAUGGGUUUGGAUGAAACCGUGGACUUGCUCAUCCGCAAUUACAAGGGAAGAAUCAACGAACAAGGAAACAUGGGAUGGACAGCAUUGGCCGCAGCUUGUGGAAGAGGAAAUUUGGAAAUCGCCAAGAGGCUACUCGAAAAUGGGGCCGAUCUGACAAUCAUGAAUAAUGAGGGGAAAACGCCACUUGCACUCUCCUGCCUCAAUGGUCACUACGAAGUAGUCAAGCUGCUUCUGAAGAACGGGGCUGACAUCGAAACGGCAACCCGUCGUUUGGCCACACCACUUUAUUGUGCCGCAUUUGGGGGGCACCUCAAAAUCGCUGAGCUACUUCUUGAUCACGGAGCUAAUAUUGAUGCCCAACAUAUCAAUAAAUGGACCCCACUGCAUGCAGCAGUUGAUGGAGGCCAUAAUGAGCUGGUUGAAUUGCUUCUGAGCAGGGGUGCGGAUAUCAAGAUCCCCAUUAACACUGGUAGAGUACCCUUUUAUACCGCUGCGCGGAAUGGCUCGCUCGAACUCGUUCGACUUCUGUAUGAGUACAGCCCCGAUAUAAACGUCUCCACGCAAGAGGAUCAGUGGACCCCACUGAAUGUGGCUGCGGACCUGGGACAUUUUGAAGUCGUCAAAUUUUUAAUCGAGAAAGGCGCAGACAUCAGCAUCCCAAACAGCGCUCGAUGGACACCAGUAAAUUCCGCGGCAGAGAGUGGCCAUCUAGAGGUGGUCAAAAUACUCGUCGAAAAUGGUGCAGACAUUGAAGUACCCAACACCACAUCAAUGACACCGCUUUAUAGCGCUGCACUCAGAAACCACCCACAGGUUGUAGAGUAUCUCCUUGAACAGGGGGCGCGCACAGAUGUACAGCAUGAGCAUGGAUGGACCCCAUUGAACUGCGCAGCUGAGGAUGGUUUCAUUGAAGUGGCCAAAAUGCUUAUCGACCAUGGAGCUGACAUAGAAAUCGCCAAUGAUACCAACAUGACGCCUCUAUACAGUGCAUCAUUAAAUGGCCAUUCCGAGGUGUUGAAAAUGCUUCUGGACAAAGGUGCAAAGUGCGACGUUCCCAAUAAGAAUGGAUGGACCCCCAUCAAUGUUGCCUGUUCAAAUGGCCACACUGAAGUUGUCAGGAUGCUUCUCGAACAUAACCCCGACCUCGAAUAUCCGGAUAAUACUGGGUGGACACCAAUCAACGCAGCAGCCGACCACGGUCAUCUCGAGAUCGAGAAAAUGCUCAUUCAAACGACCGCCAAUAUCGAGGCAACUAACAAAAGCAAAAUGACGUCUCUGUACAGCGCUUCGCUCGGUGGCUACAGCGAGAUAGUGAAGCUUCUCCUAGAGAGGGGACCGAACAUCAAUGCUCAACACAAGAGCGGCUGGACACCGAUCAACGCUGCUUCUUCAAAUGGCCAUCUCGAUGUUGUCAAGCAGCUAUUGGCUAAAGGAGCCGAUAUUACGAUUACUGAUACAAAUGGAUGGACCCCACUGAACUCAGCGGCUGAGAGUGGUCAUUUUGAGAUAGUCAAUCUAUUACUUGCGCACGGUGCAGAUAUCGAAGCAAAGAACACUACUGGAAUGACUCCUUUAUAUUCUGCUGCCUGGGCUGGCCACACUGAAGUGGUAGAAGCUCUUAUUGCGAAGGGCGCCGACUACACAAUGCCAAACAAGAAUGGAUGGACCCCAGUCAAUGUGGCCUCUUCAAAUGGUCAUACGGAGGUGAUCAGACUUCUUCUUGCGCAAGAUCCUCUGCCUAGCCUAACAGAGAGUGAUGCAAACGGAUGGACCCCAUUGAAUGCAGCAUCGGAUCACGAACACGUCGAGGUUGUGAAGAUGCUUCUUGAGAAAGGAGCAGAAAGUACGUUAGAAACAGAAAACAGGAACAAGCAAACACCGCUUUACUGUGCCACCCUCAGAGGGUCGACCGAGAUUUUGAAGCUACUUAUCGAUAGUGGAGCAAAUAUUAAUGCCCAGAAGAAAUAUGGGUGGACUUCGGUCAAUACAGCCUGUUCGAAAGGUUAUAUAGAAGCCGUCAAGCUACUUUUGGCAAAUGGAGCUGACAUUUCGAUGCCAAAUUUCGUCAAUGCGACACCGCUAUACAGUGCCUCGGUCCAUGGAUAUACUGAAAUUGUCCGUCUUCUUCUCGAAAACGGCGCAGAUGUCAAUAUAGCGAGAAACGACAAAUGGACCCCGCUCAUGGCGGCAGCGACGAGGAGUCCUGAUAUAGUCAAGUUACUUCUGCAACGUGGCGCUGAUGCCGAGGUUGCAAACGACAAAGGACGUACGGUUUUACAUACGGCCGCGAUAACUGGAAACAUAGAAACAUGCAACAUGUUGUUCGAAUAUGCGAAUCCCGAGCUGGAAGCUCAAGACCAGUGCGGUCGGACCCCAUUCUCUCUCGCUGCUUUGAAAGGUCAUGUCGCCGUCAUGAAGCUCUUACAGUCGAAGAAUGCUUCUGUGGAUUCCAGGGAUAAGUACGGUGCCACGCCGUUGGUCCUGGCCGUUAGAUCGGGACAUUCAGAAGCCGUGGAAUAUUUGCUUUCAUUGAACACGUCCGAAAUUCCUACUCAUAGUGAGCUUGGUGGAGAUCUAUUCUGGUGGGCUCUUGGAAGUGGGAACGACAAAGUGAUGGACCUGGUGGGCCGAUCUAUCGGCACAGCAAACGUUAAAACUUCCGAAGUCGAUUCCGAAACCAAAUGCUCUUUGGCCAAAUACGACCCAGCAGAUCGCUGGUGUGAUGUGUGUACCCGAUCAAUAGCGAAGGGUGAUAUUUACCAGAACUGCAAGGACUGCUAUGAUUUCGAUGUCUGCCUACAGUGUGUCGGCUUUGGAGCCCAGUGCUCUGAUUCCUCUCAUACUUGGGAGAACAAGGAGCCUGAUCCGGAGCCUGAGAAGCCUGAAGAGGAUGAAUCUACGAAGGUGGUUGAAGCAGUGUCCCCUGUUUAG